CUCGGCUAGGGUUUAUCAGUGGUUUGUCAAUGGAGGCUUCAUCGUCUCAGCCAUCCGAUUCUUCUGACCAAACUGCUUCUAAGUUCCUAUCUGACCUCCCGUCUCGCGGUUUCUUGUCUUCUACCGUUGUCUCUUCCAAUCCGGGAAGCAUGCGGGUCUACAUUUGUGAGCAUGACACAUCUCCCCCAGAAGGACAGCAUAUCAAAACAAACCAGCAAAAUAUACUAAUUAGAUCUCUCUUGUUAAAGAAGCAAAAAGGCGAAUCUAGUUCUAAAGACUCAAAAGGAACUGCUGAAGAUGGUCCUAAAAAGAGGGCUGCAAAUAGGGCUCUGGACGACAGAAGCUCAGCUAAAAGAGCUGCUAAUGCAUCUAGACAAGAAGGAUCAAGCAGUCGCACUGGCGAAAGAGACUUUCAGUCUUUGACCGUUGAGAAGCUCCGUGCCCUGCUCAAGGAGAAGGGCCUUCCAACAAAAGGAAGAAAGGAUGAGCUCAUUGCGCGUCUGAAGAGUGCCAACUGAAAUCAAGUUGAGAAAUCGCCCUGGUGAAUAUAUAUGUAUCUUUAGAGGUUUCCUAAAUAGGAGAAAUUGUUGUUGUUCUUGAUCAAAUACAAAUCCUUUUGAUCU
This is a messenger RNA of Arabidopsis arenosa, 623 nucleotides long. The record is from the annotation of a GenBank genome assembly. NCBI's taxonomy places the organism in Eukaryota, Viridiplantae, Streptophyta, Magnoliopsida, Brassicales, Brassicaceae.